Messenger RNA from Sceloporus undulatus (fence lizard), 1192 nucleotides. Its product is annotated as zinc finger protein 426-like. The record is from RefSeq and is a predicted model, not a curated record. Gene Ontology annotation, biological process: regulation of DNA-templated transcription. The coding region runs from base 71 to 430 and encodes 119 amino acids. The transcript has 4 exons. NCBI's taxonomy places the organism in Eukaryota, Metazoa, Chordata, Lepidosauria, Squamata, Phrynosomatidae.
UUGGGGGAACAGGCCACUGAAAUCCGGAGCAGAGAAAGGUGUCCUUGACUCCAGAAAGAGAGCGCAGUCCAUGCAGAGCCUGCAGAAUUGCUCAGCAGAUGCCAUCUCAUUGGGAGAUAGAAGACUGCCAGGUCCAAGAUGUACUGCCUCAGCUCUUCAUUCUGACACUCUGCAAAUAGCUUAUGAGAGCCUAGAUCAGGUAACAUUUGAAGAGGUGGAGAUUCGUUUCAGCAAGGAGGAGUGGUCCCUACUAGAUCCAGACCAAAGGGCCCUGCACAGGGAAGUCAUGGAGAAGAACAUGGAGCUUGUGGCCUCUCUGGGUAAGACUCCCUCUUUUUCCUGGCUGAUCCAGUUACUCUUUAGGACCCUCGUAGCGUCUUCCUCCCUACUUGCUGUAUUUCUGCCAGUUGAGUCAUCUUCCAUACGGUGAUGGACAAGAGAAAGAGAAUUUAAGAGAACGAAGGAUGUCUUUGCAGGAAAGAGUCCAACGUCAACAAAAGAAAGAGAAGGGAAGCAAAAUCGAUACUAAGGAGAGGAGGAUGAAUAUAGAUACUGCUUUUCAGACUGGAGAUUUCUGUGGAAUGUCCAUCCAAAAAAUAAGACAGAAAGGACAGGGUCAGAGUAAGCAUAUUUCUCUUGAAUGUUGGAGAAACCCCAGUUGUAAAGAAAUCCUUACUUUUCACAGAGGAAUUUAUGUAGAAGGUAUUCACAUAGAAAAAAGAAAAUGUGAGUUGUUAGGAUGUGGAAAGGGCUUAAGGUGGACAUCACAUGAAAGGCCCCACACAGAAGUGAAACCAUUUAGCUGCUCAAAGUCUGAAAAAUGUUUAAGUAGGAAGAUAAGCCUAGCAAGUCAUAAAGUCACCCACACCAAAGAAAACCAAUUUAAAUGCAUGGAAUACAAAAAGAUUUUCAGUGGAAAGACAAGUCUUAUUUGUCAUAGAAAAAUUGAUGCAGAAGAGAAGUCAUUUAAAUGCCUGGAAUGUCUAAAGAGUUUCAGACACAAGAAAUACCUCAAUUGUCAUCAAAAAAUUCACACAGGAGAAAAGCUAUUUAAAUGCCUGGAAUGUGGAAAGGAAUUCAGUUGGAAGACAAAUGUCACUUGUCACCAAAGAAUUCAUACUGGAGAGAAGCCACUUAAAUGCUUAGAAUAUGGAAAGAAAUUUAGUCAGAAGGCAGAUCUCACUCGUCAUCA